Stegastes partitus (bicolor damselfish) is the source of this 4760-nucleotide messenger RNA. It is a transcript of the gene fancd2, whose product is annotated as FA complementation group D2. The coding region runs from base 68 to 4399 and encodes 1443 amino acids. Gene Ontology annotation, cellular component: condensed chromosome; nucleus. NCBI's taxonomy places the organism in Eukaryota, Metazoa, Chordata, Actinopteri, Pomacentridae. Gene Ontology annotation, molecular function: DNA polymerase binding. The record is from RefSeq and is a predicted model, not a curated record. The transcript has 44 exons. Gene Ontology annotation, biological process: mitotic intra-S DNA damage checkpoint signaling; interstrand cross-link repair; homologous chromosome pairing at meiosis.
AUUGGCGCGGAAGUUUGUUUUGUAACUUCAGAGUCUGGUCGUCUGUGGGUUUGUCUGUCUGCUAAACAUGAUUCGCAAAAGGGGACGCUCCUCUGUGGAGAAAGGAGAUGGAGCUUCUACAAACACCAAGGCAAAGAAGAGUCGCACCACUGGUCGCCAACCUAAGGAAGCUGUUCCCGAAGAGACAAAUGAAAGUGUAUUCGGAGUCUUUCUGAGAGAGGCAGGCGUCACCUUGAAACCCUGUGGCACAUCCAAUGAGAUUGCUGUUGACCAAGUAGUCUUCCAGAAACGAAUACGACAGCAGCUACAGAAGAGUCCCAGGUACCCCAGUAUCAUACAGGAAUUCAUCACUAGCUUGGAGUCUUAUAUCGAGGACUCUGACAGAUUUAGAAACUGCCUCCUUCCAUGUGUUCCACAAUUACUUGAUGGAUAUUCCAAUGCUGUCAGUUCAUUCCAGGAAAGCCUGCUGCGCAUGUUGCUGGGCAUUGAGAUGCUCCAGACUUUGAUCAUUAACACGUUGCUCGAGAAACUCCCUGAAUUUAUGCUUGAUGGUGCUGCUGAUGGAGGACUCAGUAUUCCACGCAUGAUAAUUAACCAGCUCAAAUGGCUAGACAGAGUUGUAGACGCCAAGGAGUUGGCAACAAAGCUCAUGGAGCUGGUGUCAGUAGCACCAGUGGAGGUUCAGCGUGACAUCAUCACCAGUCUACCAGAGAUACUGGAAGACUCCCAGCACAAUGACAUAGCCCGGGAGCUCAACUCUUUGCUCCAGGAGAACACUCAGUUGACCGUCCCCAUCCUGGAUGCCCUCUCUAGUCUGAACCUCAGUUCCUCUUUGCUGACAGAGGUUCGUGGGGCUGUGAUGGCAACACUGGCCGCUGUGCAACUGGAGGAUCUACCUGUCAUGGUCAAGUUCAUCCUGCACUCUGUCUCAGCUUCUGAUGCAUAUGAGGUGGUGUGUAAUCUUCGUAAAAAACUCGAGCUGGAGCAGUGUGUUCUUCCUGCUGUGCUGCAGGCCUCCCAGAGCCGCAUUAAGAACAAAGCAGCGUCUGCUUCCACAGCAGCAGCCGGCAGCAGCCAGGACAGCGUUAUGUUGAUACUGGACUGCAUCAAGUCCGCAGUACGAUUCCAGAAAUCCAUUUCUGAAGCUUGGCUCAAAGCAAUAGAGUCUGUGGAAGAAGUGGAGGAUCAUAAGGUAAUAGAUCUGCUGGUGCUGUUCAUCCUUCACUCCACUAACGCCAAUCAGAACCGACGGGGGGCAGAGAGAGUGCUGAAGGUCAAAGUGAGGACUGGACUGAUCCAAGAGGCUCUGCUGCAGAAAACCUUCAGGGACUACGCUCAGGUCAUGCGAGGUUACUUCCCCUCAAUCUUGGCUCUAGCUCAGAGUUUGCUGCGCUCCCCGGACCCCUGCGUGGUGCCUUUUGGUGGACACAUGUACAGACACUCAUUCACUACAUUCGAUACCUACUGCCAUCAGGAGGUGGUGGGCUCGCUAGUGACCCAUGUGUGUAGCGGUGUGAAUGGGGAGGUGGACAUGGCUCUGGAGCUGCUCUGUGGUUUAGUCACAGAAAAACCUGCAGAAAUGGCCCUGUAUGCUGUUUUUGUCAAGGGCAUCUUGGAUUACAUGGACAACCUCACACCUCAGCAGAUUCGAAGACUCUUCCACCUUCUGAGCAGACUGGCUUUUGGGCAGCAGCAGCAAGGAUCUUACAUCCAGGAUGACAUGCACAUAGUGAUCCGCAAACAGCUCUCCAGCACUGUGCCCAAGUACAAACGUAUUGGCAUCAUUGGUGCCGUGAUGAUUGUCGGCAGUAUGGGGGCCUCUGGGCCUAAAGGGAAAGAAUCACAGAAUGGGUCAUUGCCCCAGGAGACAUUCAGACAGGUGGCGGCCCUGUUGGAGCUGGUGAAGUCGAGCAGCGAAAGCUCACCUGAGGCUACAGCUCUGUACUAUGAUGAACUGGCCAAUCUAAUUUCGAACACGACCCUGGACCCACAAGUGCAGGAAAAGAUUGGAAGUAGCGUCCUAGAGGACUUUCAGGAUGACUUUAUCGUGGACCUUUGCCCAGAAAUAACAGGCUCCUUCCCCUUUCCAGCCCGUGUGAUGUACAGGCUGGAUGAGGGGGAGAGUCAGUCAGACAUUGCCAUCAACCUGAUGCCCGUGCUGGUCCAAGACCUCCAAAACAAAGGAGAGCAGCAAAAUCAAACCAAGAAGGCACAAAAGCGAGUGUCUCCGCUCUGUUUGUCUCCAUUUUUCCGCCUCCUGAGGCUGUGUGAGCAGAAACAGCAUCAAGGAGACUUGGAGGAGAUCGAUGGUCUUCUGGGUUGCCCUCUGAUCCUAAUGGACCUGGAUGUAGUAGAAAAACUAGACAGCCUGUCCAAAGCUGAGAGGGAGUUUCUGUGUACUUUGCUCUUUCACACCAUCAACUGGUUCAGAGAGGUCAUAAAUGGAUUCUGUGGAGUAAAAGAAAUUGAGAUGAAGAUGAAAGUGAUGACUCGCUUACAGAAUAUCACUUACCUUCAGACACUGUUGGAAAAGGCUCUGGCAGGAACACCUGGUUAUGUUCCACCUGUUUCCAACUUUGAUGGAGAAAGCACAGACGGGAUCGUGAUUAGUUCCGUUGCCCCUGUGAAUAAGGCAAAGAAAGAUGGCACAGCAAAGAAGAGGAAGGCCCCCGGUAAGAACUCAUCAGAAAGCAGCUCUCAGCAUGAGGAGGCGACUGAAGCAGAUGAAACUCAGCAGGAGCAGCCAGAAAAGGAGAAAGAAAAGGAGAUUCGGCCAGGUGUCAGUCUGGCGUCCUACAGACCAUUUUUCAGGGAGCUGGACAUGGAGGUGCUGAGUGUUCUGCAGUGUGGCCUGCUGUCCUGCUCGCUGCUCGACUCUGAGCUCCACACCAAUGUGCGAGAAGAGGUUCUGCUGGGUCCGGCUGAGCUCGUCUUCCUGCUGGAGGAUAUGCUACGCAAACUGGAGUUUAGUCUUACAGCUGCCCCUGCCAAAAGAGCCCCUUUCCUCAAGGGAAAGGCCGAUAAAAGCGUGGGCUUCUCCCACCUGCAACAGAGGAGUUCCAAGGACAUUGCCUCCUGUUGUGUCCAGCUGAUGCCGGCCCUCUGCUCACACCUGGAGAACUGCCACAACCACUUUCAAACUCUGCUGUCUGAGAACAAUGGUGUUGUGGAUGGACCUGCUACCGAUGAGCACGAGCACCAGUUAAUGUCGUCUGGCUACCAGCUGCUCCUACAGGUCUUGAACACCACCUUCAGCUGGUCUGGAUUUAGUCAGCCAGGUCAACGCAGCCUAUUGAAGAAGGUCCUGGGAGUUUUGGCUGGACGACUCAAAGAAGGAGGCGCUGAGUUGACCAUGGAGCAGCUUGUGAAACACAGUUUCGAGUACUUGCUGAACUUCCGCAGCACGAUACCAAAUCUCAGCACGGCGCUGAGCCUGUCCCAGCUUCUGUCCACUGUGUCUGAGAAGGGAGGGAAUUCUGCAGCCUACAGAGAGCAGACCGCUUCCCUUGCACGACGUUUCCUCAGCCAAUCCUGGGUGACCGCCAGCGGAGAGAAGGAACGAGGGGCCAAAUUCAAUGAAACCCUUCACAGUCUGCUGAGCAUCUACCUGGAUCAUGUUGACGAUGUUCUUAGGGCAGUGGAGGAAAUCGCUGAGAAAGGAAUGCAAGAGCUUAUCAAUACAUCCAAAGAUGAGAGCUCGACCUCCUGGCCCACUCUCAACAGGCAGACAUUCCUGGUUUACUACAAAGUGUUGAUGGCAGAGCUGGAGAAAGCUGUGCGGAAGAUUCCUGCUGGCAAAAUGAGUGACAACACUGAGGCUCAGAGUGUGAAACUGCUGACUUGGACCCUGGCUGUCCGAGAUUUUCACAUCAUGGUCAACCUAGUUAAGAUAUUUGAUUCUAGGCUGGUUCUCAAUGUGUGCUUAAAGUAUGGCCGCCUUUUCCUGGAGUCUUUCCUGAAGUUGGGGAUGCCGCUGCUAGACUACAGUUUCAAAAGGCACAAGGAGGACGUCCAGAGCUUGUUGAAAACCUUCCAGCUCAGCACGCGCCAGCUCCAUCACAUGUGUGGACAUUCUAAGCUUAACCAGGAUACCAGCUUGACCAACCAUGUUCCAGCCCUGAAGAAGAGCCUCGAGCUGUUUGUGUACAGAGUGAAGGCCAUGUUGACGCUCAACAACUGUCAGGAGGCCUUUUGGAUCGGUAACCUGAAGAAUCGCAACCUGAAGGGUGAAGAGAUUCUGUCUCAGAAAUCACAAGAAAGUGAUGAUGACGAUGAAGAGGAAGAGGAGAAGCAGCAACAGUCAGAUGAUGAGGAUCAGGAGAGUGACACUGAGGGAAUUAAGAAGAUAAACGCAGCAGAAGAUGCAGAUCCAGAUGAUGUUGUAGAUGACUCUGAGUGAUAUGCUUUAAAAAAAAACAACAAAACAACAAACUGGUUGGUUUAGGUUUAAACAUUUUAUAAAGCAACUUUUCAGGUUUUUGUAGAGCUGUAUUUGCUUUUUACUUGUGCACUUUCUACAUUUACAAAAUACUGCAACUCAUUGUGGGCAAUGGAUAGGUAUGACAUCACUGAUACACAUCUAAACACAGCUCUUGUAUUCUGUGUGGGAAUAACACCUUACGAAUUCAUUUUAUUAUUAUUUUUUAAAUUGAUGCGUUUAUAUAAUCCCACAGUUUUGUUUUUCUGUUGAUGAUAAAACGUUUCUAAUUGUAUUACAUGUUGUCACAGCAGGUUUGCUUCUGGAAAAAGAACUGUUGAUG